UCUUCCAUCGCGUCUCUGGGGAAACAACGCGAGUUGGCAGCCCUCCCAACGAAUAUGGUGCGAAAAGAGAAUCCGUUGUCGGAAGAAACACGAGGGAAGGAAUCGUCAUUAUAUUUGAAAGUAAACUUAUCAUCGAAAAAUGUGCUCCCGCCGCAACCGAAAAUUGUGAAUUGAUUGAAAACGUCGAGGCGACUAACGUUAUGUUCAGUUUGCCAACAAAUCGCAGCCCGGACGAAUCGACAGAGCCAGAAAAAGAGUGUGUCCGUGUGCGUUUGCGAUUGCGUUAGUGUGCGUGUUGUGUGACGGUCCGCAGUCGGUGCGAAAGAGGAGCGCAAAGAGAAGUGUGGAAAGAAAAGAGCGGCAACUGAAGGACGUGUCGCGGUCGUGGUCUCGGUCUCGGACUCGGGAGGAGUGCCAAAGGAUUAAUAGUACCUGGGCUGAUCGCCUGCCAAUGCACAGCAAUUAGCUGGAGCAUCGAAACAGGAGCCGGAGCCGGAACCGGAGCACCCCCCACACCCUACCCCCGCAAUAAAAUUUGAAUCCGGUAGGCGCCACCGCCCACCACCCACCACCCACUCAAGAUUCCACCUCAAACUCCCCGGAGCAUCGACAUGCCCGUCUCGGUGGCCGUCUGCGAGACGACGAACGUCGUUAACGCUGCGCUGCGCGAGUCGCUCGGCGUCGGCAUCGGAAGCGGUGGCGGUGGCGGUGCGGCUGCCAGUAGGGCGUCUGCUGCUUCCGCCAUAGCUUCCAGCGACGACAAAUCAGCCGGCGAGGACACAAAUAGCCUUCAAAAUCACAUCGUGGCGAAUGCCAAGCGCAUUCUGAUGACCAAAAUCGAGUACGAGGAGGUGCCAAACUACCAGGAGGCUGUGCUGGAGAACCUCAAGUCCAAGUACAUCGUCAUCAAGCCGACAAAUCCCACAAAUGGCUGCAAUCUGAACGGCAAUACCGCCAACACCUUUGGGAAUAAAAACAAUGCUGGCAAAAUUGUGGGCGCAAAUGGACAUGACAAUAACGGUCGCAAACUGUCGGACCAUCCCAAUCAAAAUCACAAUCAUGCGAAUCCCAAUGGACACCAUGCCAAUCCCAAUGAGCUGCCCAAACCGAAGAGAGUGCUGUAUCCGCGCGAGAAUAUACGCAUCGGAUGGAAGCAGUCGGAACGGAAGUGGCAGGUGGGCUCUGGGAUGAUCAACGCCGGCAACACCUGCUACCUCAAUUCAACACUACAGGCGCUGUUUCACAUCCCGGCCCUGGCCAACUGGCUGGUCUCCGAGCAGGCGCACAUGGAGAACUGCAAUGUCUCGGAGUCGGGCAGUUUCUGCAUCAUAUGCGCCAUGGCGAAGACGUUACAGGCCACCCAGACCACCCAGUCGGCUGUUAGGCCGUUCCUCAUCUACACCAAGCUGAAACAGAUCUGCAAGCACAUGAUCGUGGGACGGCAAGAAGAUGCCCACGAGUUCCUGCGAUUCCUAGUCGAGGCCAUGGAGCGGGCGUAUCUCAUGCGCUUUCGUAACUACAAGGAGCUCGAUCAACUGGUUAAGGAGACGACGCCCCUGGGACAGAUCUUCGGCGGCUAUCUGCGCAGCGAGGUGCGCUGUCUGAGCUGUAACCAUGUGUCCAUCACGUUCCAGCACUUCCAGGACCUGCUGCUCGACAUCCGCAAGUCAGACUCGCUGGAGGAGGCCUUCGAGGGAUACUUCUCCCGCGAGAAGCUGGAAGAUUUUGGUUACAAGUGCGAGGGCUGCAAGAAGAAGGUCUCUGCCACAAAACAGUUUCGUUUGGAGCGGGCCCCCAUCACGCUGUGCAUCCAGCUGAAGCGCUUCUCCAUGAUGGGCAACAAGCUGACCAAGCAGAUAACGUUCAAGCCCCGCAUCGACUUAAGCAAAUUCGCAGCCCGCUCGCCAGCGGCGUCUGUCCAGCCACUCAUAUACCGCUUGGUGUCGAUGGUGACCCACCUGGGUGUCUCCCAGCACUGUGGUCACUACACGGCCAUCGGAUCAACGGAAGCUGGAAGCUAUUACAACUUUGACGACAGUUAUGUCCGACCAAUAGCGAUACAGAGCGUUUGCAACACCAACGCCUACAUCAUGUUCUACGAGCUGGACCCCCUGCAGACAUCUAGUCCGGCGGCGGCCCGUGCUAACGGCCUGCGACUGACCAACGGUCAUGGUCCUGUGCCGGUGGCAGUGCCGGCCACUGUCUCAUCGCCAUUACCCUCGCCCGCCAAGUUCAUUGGACCACAGCUGCCGCCCGGCGGCAUCAAUGGCUAUAGCAACGGUCAUGGCCCCAAAACGACUAUACAAUUCAAACCACAGCACCAACCAUCCCAUCAGCAAAACGGUGUCCAGCAGUCUGCCAAGUCUCCAUUGCUUAGCACACAUGUUAAGGUUGAAGCUGCCGCAGGAGCAGCAGCAUUAGCAGCAUCAGCAGCUCCAACUGCAAAUGGUAACAAAAGUUCCUCCAAUCACAGCAACCACAAAUCAGUUAACCAGCAACAUUAUCUGCCAAUUUCCUCGGAGGAUGAGGACAGCGAGGAUGAAGUGAAGGCGCGGCCCACUGUCCAGUUGCCCAGUAUGCCAAAAAUGGACGACUGCAUGGACAGCGGCAAGCCAAAGUCGCCGGUGAAGACUCCGGUCAAGACGCCGUUGAAAAGCCUGGUGCCUUAUGAGUCGGCCUCCGAAGAAGAGGAGGUGGUACCACUGCCCAAUCCCAAUGCCCGUAAACGUUCCAGCGACUCGAGCGACUCGGAGCACGAACCGACAACGUCGUCGGUCCAGUUAAAUGGCCAUAGUAAGACUAAUGGCAGUCUCUCCAACGGCUCCAGCAAAUCGACUGACGCCAUCGACGAGAUCUUCAAGAGCCUGAAGGGUUACCAGGCCAAGAAGAAAUCCGCCGAUAGCGAGGACGACGACGACGAUGAGGACGAGCCGAACAACCAACUAACCAAUGGAUGGCAUCCACAGAAACAAUCACAGUCACAAAGCAGAUCAGGACCGCCUUCGCCUAAGACGCCACCCUCGCCGGCGGUCAUCAAGUCCAAGACGGGCAUCUGGAAGGUUACCCGCGACGAUGGUGACGACGAUGAAGACGAUGAUGACGACGACGAUGAGGUGGUGGAGGAGGCGAGGGCGGUGCGGACGCCCGUCAAGAAUCAUCGUAAUCCAUUCGCCAGCAGCAAAACCGCCACGGACUCGCCGACAACGCCGGGGGCCAAGCGCCAGAAGCUGCUGAACGGGAGUGCAAUCAAGACCCAGCAACAGCCUAGGGCGGGAAAUGGCUACCAGAGCGAGGCCACCGCGAACGGGGGCACCGUUAACGAGCUACUGAAGCAGUCGCAUCGGGGAUAUAGCUCAUCGGUGCUCAGCUGGAACGGCAAGCCCGCUGAGCUGGAGAAGGAGCCUUUUGUGUUGGUUUGCGCGAAACGGAUAGCUGGUCACGGCAGUUUGGAUGGCAGUGGCAGUGGCAGUAACACCGAUAUCAUCGAUACAGAGAUCCCGGCAGCAGCACUGCUGGCGGAUGCACGGGAUCAGCGUCAGCGGGACCUGGCCGACGACGAGGAGAACGAAAUGGAUCGCGGCAGGCAGCGCAAGGUGAAGUCCGGAUCGGCGAAAAUCAGCAAUAGCACCCCCGGCUACAAUCCGUUCAUGGAGUUUGAGAACCAGAAGCGCUGGCACAAAAACGGAGGUGGUGGCGGCUUCCCGCGAUUCUACCAGAAUCAGAACUUUCGCCAGGGCUUCCAGCAGCGCAACAAGUUCAAGUUCAAUCGGUUUGGUGGUCCAGGCAGCGCCAAAUUCCAGCAGCAGCGAGCUCUGCAACGACACCUUGCCGCCGGCGGCGGUUUCACCCGGCGCCAGCCGACCCACUCUGCCCAACAGCAGCAGCAGCAGCAGUCCUAACUGGAUGCGAAGGAUGCGGAGGAUAGUAGACCAUCAGGAGGUGCAUUUGUUAUUGGAUUUCGAUUGAGAGAGAGAGUUUUAAGAAGAAUAAGAAGAGUUUUGUAAACGUUUUUUAAAUGCUAAUGAACAUAUUAGUGUUAGUUAUAGGAGUAGGAGUAGGAAUUUUAAGCUGUAAGCUAGACUGUAACUGUUGCCCCCACUUCCUUCCUUGUCCCAUCUCCCCCCAGCCUGAGAAAACACCCUCUACCCCCCCCCACCCAACAGACCCCCCCCUAAUAACGUAAAGCCUAUUAUUAAGUUGUACAAGAAAAAGGAUAUGCAAGAUUGUGUUUUGCAAGUUUAAGUUUUGAAUCCACACGACACACACGAGAAAAUUGUACCAUUUUAAAAAAAUGUUACCCCAAAAAAAAAAAAAAGCAAACACUUAACAGCUUAAACAGCUAUGCAUUAUGAAAAUAAAGCAACCCAGUAUAUUUAAGAGACUAAAAAACCAAGCAAACAAAACAUGUACAUAGAACUU
Molecule: messenger RNA, 4419 nt
Organism: Drosophila ananassae
Lineage: Eukaryota; Metazoa; Arthropoda; Insecta; Diptera; Drosophilidae
Gene: scny
Product: ubiquitin carboxyl-terminal hydrolase 36
Exons: 5
Coding region: 612-3899 (1095 amino acids)
Biological process (GO): protein deubiquitination; regulation of apoptotic process
Cellular component (GO): nucleus; cytosol
Molecular function (GO): cysteine-type deubiquitinase activity; cysteine-type endopeptidase activity
Source: RefSeq, a predicted model, not a curated record